UUUCUCCUUACAGGAAGCAGGAGGAUCAGACUGGUGAAUGGGGCAGGUCACUGUGCUGGGAGAGUGGAGGUUUAUUACCAGGGCAUCUGGGGGACUGUCUGUGAUGAUUUCUGGGACUUGUCUGAUGCCAGCAUAGUUUGCCAACAGCUGGGAUGUGGACAUGCCAUUGUGGCAUCUGCCUCUGCUCGCUAUGGGGAAGGCUCAGGGCAGAUCUGGCUGGAUGAUGUGAAAUGCACUGGGAAUGAGUCGGAGCUCUGGGCAUGUCCUUCCAGGAGCUGGGGCCAGCACAACUGCCGACACAAAGAGGAUGCAGGAGUGCUCUGUUCAGAGUUCAUGGAUCUGAGGCUGGUGGAUGGUGAUGACUGUGCUGGACGGUUGGAAGUUUUCUACAAUGGGACAUGGGGAAGUGUUUGCUUCAGUCGAAUGACUGAUAUCACCAUUGAAAUUAUAUGCAAGCAGCUCAGCUGUGGAGUUGGAGGGGCACUUGCAAGAGCAUUUGCCUAUGGAGCAGGUUCUGGUCCCACAUGGCUGGACCACAUUGAGUGCUGUGAGCAUCACGGUUCCCUUUGGCAGUGCCCAUAAGAGCCAUGGGAUCUUCAGUCGUGCGAUGACCGGGUAGAAGAGACCCACAUUUCUUGCAGUGGAGGAAAAGAAAACAGUACACAAAACUCAUUUGCUGCAUGCUCAUCCUCUACAAACUGCACAGACAAGGAAAAGCUCUGCGUUGUGCAGGGAAAGGACGGAUGUUCAGGUAGAGUGGAGGUUUGGCAUCGCGGCUCCUGGGGAACAGUGUGUGAUGACUCCUGGGACAUGGCAGAUGCAGAAGUCGUGUGUAAACAACUGGGCUGUGGACCUGCUGUGUCUGCCCUGGGUGGAGCAGCAUUCGGGGAAGGGACUGGCCCCAUCUGUCUGGAGAAGUUGGACUGUCGAGGGACAGAGUCAUCUCUGUGGCACUGUCCUGCGAAGCACUGGGAGGACGGUAACUGCCACCAUAAAGAAGAUGCUGCUGUGAAUUGCUCUGGCAUAAUCAAUGAUGUGAAGCUGAUGAAUGGUAGCAGUCCAUGUGCUGGCAGAACAGAGGUAAAAUUUGGAGAUCACUGGAUGAAAAUAUGUUCUGCUGCUGCAUAUAUGAAACAGUUUGUGAUACUUUGCAAACAACUUGGGUAUGGCUCUGCAAUGAGUAUCCAUAUUGCCAGCCAUUUUGGGGAGGAUUCCAGACUCUACAUGGUUACAGGAUUUCUUUGUCAUGAAUCCCUUGAUUAG
Alligator sinensis (Chinese alligator) is the source of this 1263-nucleotide messenger RNA. RefSeq names its product antigen WC1.1-like. The transcript has 6 exons. The annotation marks the transcript as partial. Lineage: Eukaryota; Metazoa; Chordata; Crocodylia; Alligatoridae. The record is from RefSeq and is a predicted model, not a curated record. Gene Ontology annotation, cellular component: membrane.